This is a messenger RNA of Drosophila hydei, 927 nucleotides long. RefSeq names its product histone H3-like centromeric protein CSE4. Gene Ontology annotation, molecular function: DNA binding; structural constituent of chromatin; protein heterodimerization activity. NCBI's taxonomy places the organism in Eukaryota, Metazoa, Arthropoda, Insecta, Diptera, Drosophilidae. Gene Ontology annotation, cellular component: nucleosome. The record is from RefSeq and is a predicted model, not a curated record.
AAGCGAGCAUCUCGAUUAUUGUGUUUUUAACAGUGACAGUGUAAAGUAAGAAUUGUGAAAGAGAGAAAAAAAUGGCUCGUACAAAGCAGACCGCUCGCAAAUCAACUGGAGGCAAGGCUCCUCGCAAGCAGUUGGCCACUAAGGCAGCACGUAAAAGUGCACCAGCUACUGGCGGUGUCAAGAAACCUCAUCGCUAUCGCCCUGGCACUGUUGCUCUGCGUGAAAUUCGUCGCUACCAGAAGAGCACUGAAUUGCUUAUUCGCAAGUUGCCGUUCCAGCGUCUAGUGCGUGAAAUCGCUCAAGACUUCAAGACUGACCUUCGUUUCCAGAGCUCAGCUGUGAUGGCACUCCAGGAAGCUAGCGAAGCCUAUUUGGUUGGCCUAUUCGAAGAUACAAACUUGUGUGCCAUCCAUGCUAAGCGUGUCACAAUCAUGCCCAAGGACAUUCAACUGGCCAGACGUAUUCGCGGCGAGCGCAGAGAAAAAAUGGCUCGUACAAAGCAGACCGCUCGCAAAUCAACUGGAGGCAAGGCUCCUCGCAAGCAGUUGGCCACUAAGGCAGCACGUAAAAGUGCACCAGCUACUGGCGGUGUCAAACCUCAUCGCUAUCGCCCUGGCACUGUUGCUCUGCGUGAAAUUCGUCGCUACCAGAAGAGCACUGAAUUGCUUAUUCGCAAUUUCCCGUUCCAGCGUCUAGUGCGUGAAAUCGCUCAAGACUUCAAGACUGACCUUCGUUUCCAGAGCUCAGCUGUGAUGGCACUCCAGGAAGCUAGCGAAGCCUAUUUGGGCCUAUUCGAAGAUACAAACUUGUGUGCCAUCCAUGCUAAGCGUGUCACAAUCAUGCCCAAGGACAUUCAACUGGCCAGACGUAUUCGCGGCGAGCGCGCUUAAAUUUCUUCUCUCUGCCUUGUACAUAUACAAAUCGCAC